Messenger RNA from Phanerochaete carnosa HHB-10118-sp, 863 nucleotides. RefSeq lists its product as uncharacterized. Lineage: Eukaryota; Fungi; Basidiomycota; Agaricomycetes; Polyporales; Phanerochaetaceae. The annotation marks the transcript as partial. The transcript has 2 exons. The record is from RefSeq and is a predicted model, not a curated record.
AUGUCCACAGGCGAAUUUUUCGAUGACCUGGACGACUCAGUCGAGGAGCUCGAUUCCUGGCUCACAAUAUACCGCCGCCUUGUACGUACGGCACCUCCAUCGCUCCUCGAGAUCGCACAGACGGCGCUCGGCGCCAUGAAUGACGUCUACAUCAAGCGCGUGGAAGAGCAGGACCAGGUGGGUGCAGAGUUGGUCGGCGCCGAGCGCGGCCGCGCGACGGCUCGUGUUGACUCCGUCGCCCAAGAACACGGCCUCCGCAGUAGCCACGGAGGUGACGAUAACGGCGACGACGCGCGAGGUCAGCCUCUUCCUGCUCGCCGGCCUGAGCAAUAUGGACGUUACAGUGACGCGAGCCUGCUGAUAACUUUCCUUCAGAAUCAGGCUCUGGCUCGCCCGCUGAGUCCUCGACAGCCAACGCAUGUCCCUGGGUACAAUGACCAACCACCCAGAGAGAAUAAUGUCCGACAAGCAGCUCGUACAGUGGUAUCCACAGCCAUUCAGUUCACGUCGAACAGACCAACAGCGGAUACGACUGAACAAGGUGCCGCCUUGCCUCGCAGCUACCCAUUAUCCUCCCAGUGCGAUCUGCCUUCGGGCCGAGCCGAUCACCUCUCCAAUCCAGUCGCCACGAGCGGCCCCGGCUACCGUGUGCGCUCUCCGCCUCAGCUUUGGGCACUCGCACCCAAGGUCUUGUACUGCAGACCGGCUGCGCACGCCAAUGCCGUCAUCGGAAGGAGUGGGUACCGCAAGUCAUUGACCCCCCAGACGGAGAACCAGAAGGGGAAGAAGAGGGCGCUCGAUGUCGAGGAAGUCGAGGAGGAUAAUGUCGAUGAAGAGCACGACGGCGACGAGCGUGAUCGUGA